CUGCUAGCUUGUUGCUGACACCUCCUGACUCUAGCUUUAUAGGAGGGGAAAAAUCCUUCAAAUUGAGCUGCAUUGUCACUGUAACGUUCCACAACCAAUCUCUUCGUUGUUUCGGAUGAGCGAACUCUCGAAGUCGGCCCGUACUCGGAAACAGUCUUUCCGUAUGCGUUAACACGAAGCAAAGGAGUUUCGUCUUUCUAUCUUUUGUGUGUGCGUGUGGAACGUGCAUCCCCGGUGCGGAGGGAACGCUGUGAGACACAUUGUCAGCAGAACGCAACACACAACGAUGUUGCUGAAGGAGUACAGGAUUUGCAUGCCACUCACUGUUGAAGAGUACCGCAUUGGACAGCUGUACAUGAUCAGCAAACACAGCCAUGAACAGAGUGACCGAGGAGAAGGUGUGGAAGUCGUCCAGAAUGAACCGUAUGAAGACCCCUUGCACGGGCAGGGACAGUUCACAGAAAAAAGGGUCUACCUCAACAGUAAACUUCCCACCUGGGCUCGAGCAGUGGUUCCAAAAAUCUUCUACGUGACUGAGAAGGCGUGGAACUAUUACCCUUACACUGUUACAGAAUAUACUUGUUCGUUCCUUCCCAAGUUCUCCAUUCACAUAGAGACAAAAUAUGAGGACAACAAAGGCAUCAAUGAUAAUAUCUUUGACUCUGAGUUGAAGGACCAGGAGCGGGAAGUGUGUUUUGUUGACAUCGCUUAUGACGACAUCCCUGACCGCUACUAUAAAGAGUCUGAGGACUUGCGAUACUUCAAGUCAGAGAAGACAUCCCGGGGCAUGCUUCAAGAGGGAUGGCGGGACACGGAGCAUCCCAUCAUGUGCUCGUACAAAUUAGUCACAGUCAAGUUUGAGGUGUGGGGUCUACAGACACGUGUGGAGCAGUUUGUGCACAAGGUGAUUCGAGAUGUGUUGCUGCUUGGACACAGGCAAGCCUUUGCUUGGGUGGAUGAAUGGAUUGACAUGACAAUGGAUGAGGUGAGAGAAUUUGAGCGGACAAUCCAGGAGGCCACGAACGAGAAGAUUGGGAUGUUCCCCCCAUCAAUCUCCAUCAAUGAGACCCCACUCUCCUCCUGUUCCCUCACCGGCCCCGCCAGCGCACCCUCCACUCCCUUGUGCACCGAUGCCCCUGAUUCCCUGUCAGUCUCCAACGACCGUCCCCGCAAAAAGUCAGCUCCAGAAACCCUGACCCUUCCUGUGCCGUCUCUAAGCGGUGUACAGCAGGGAUCUGUCACAAACACACUUCCUUCUUUGAUUCAUCUACAGUCUUCAAUGUCGCCUUCCACCAGUUGUGGUCCUGCUGAGAUAGGAGAGCAGUAGACGGACCUUUGAAUGUAUUCCCUGCACUUCUGGUCGGUUGUAUUCCCAAAAUCACGUUGAGUUUAGUCCAAACUCCAAAGAUUGGUGCCCAAAUAUUAAUGGUCCUUCUUUAUUGCGAAAUAGUCAGUUCCGGAGCGUCGAUAAACCCUAAAUCCUUGUGAUUUUAGGGUACUUUUUCAGGAAAAUAAUCUAUUAAAAAGAUCGUUUUUCAAAGAUUGAGAAAACAAAACUGUUCCCAUUCUCACAACGCUAUAAUCUGCAUGUCAUGCCAGUCACAUGCACACAGUUUGUCCUUCUGGUCUUAAAGCACAUCUCACACUUUAGUGGAGCAGUGUUAUCAAGCUCAUUAUUUGGAGCGACCAAUUUAUAUUUUUAUUUUUAAUCAGCUUACAGUUAAAAACAGCCCCAUAUAAAGAACAUUUCUUUGACCUUCACUUCCACUUUAGAUGAUUUGUCAUUAUUUUGCUGAACAGAAGUCCUAUGCAUUUGCUGACUUUCCUUUGUUGUCCUUAGUGUGCAUUAUAAGAUUUAUUGAACCAAUAAGAUGUAUAUGCCUUACACGAGCACCGCAGAGCUACAUGUUUAUUCACAACACAGUGCAGUUAGCACAGAACAUACACAAGUUCGAGUUCACAUGAAGAAGGCUGCAUGGUUAUGUUCUUAGGGCCCUACAGUGCCAUCAUUCAUUUAACUGAAUACACCAAGGAUGACAGGAUCAGUGUUCAUACCUCAGGUCUCCUUUCCUCUACUUACAGAUGUCACUGUAACCUUGCUCUCCUUGCUUAUUGCCAAACAGCCACGUUUUAUAUCACAACACAGCCUAUAGCUUCUAAUACUGAACCCUCAGAAUGUUUACAAUCAUACAAGUUUUGCCUAUGCGUAAUAAAGCCAUUGAGCACACUGGCAAUCUUGGGAUAACAGUGUAGCCAUACAUGAACUUGUGGGCAGUACAUGUAUGCUCGGGUGGCUCACAUGGCAUACAGAAUUGUACGAAACUAUCACUAGCAAUCCUAUAUUGACCAUACAUAACUUAGUCAGACCUCCACAGUGACUGAAAUGUUAAACAUUACAUGAAAAAUCAUCAAGCGUCAUAUUUAGUAUAUAUGUUAGACAACAGGCUACUUCCUGGCUCAUAGAAGACCAUUCCAAUAACGUUGCAGCAGCGAUAAGUCAUUGUUCCACCUUUCUUCAGAUCCUAAUAAACAUUUAAUAGGUUCCUUGGCCCUUGCACCAGCCCCUCCAUACAAUCUUUUGAAGUCAUUUCUGUAAUUGUUUACAUUUUCUCAACAUCCUGCUAGCUGGACCGACUUUGCUAAGUCAAAAUGACUGUUGUGAGAGAAGUCAUGAAAACAAUAAAAGCUUGUGGCAGCUCUCUUACAGUAGUGUAAAUGCCAUCCAACCUAAUCAAAUCACUUUGUUGUAUUGUGGAGGGCGAAAAGGCCAAUUUGGACGAAGUGUUACUCUGUGUAAUAUAUCUAAAUGCCAAGUGUAGUGGAAGGAGCCUCAAAGCUCUUUCUCAAUAUUGUGGGCAUGUGCAUCAAGCUGACUUGAGUAUGUGCUAUCACUGCAUUACUGUUGAGUGAUGGUCAGAGCAUCAUUCUUUAUUGCCAUGUCACUCAAACUGUCUAUAUUUUCACUACCUGAUGAAAAACCAUGUAUGUAUUUGUACUCCUCCAAAUCAUUUUCCCCCAUAAAAAUGAAACACACACAAAUCAGA
This is a messenger RNA of Syngnathoides biaculeatus (alligator pipefish), 3044 nucleotides long. RefSeq names its product cytoplasmic phosphatidylinositol transfer protein 1-like. Gene Ontology annotation, molecular function: phosphatidylinositol binding; phosphatidylinositol transfer activity. The record is from RefSeq and is a predicted model, not a curated record. The coding region runs from base 287 to 1327 and encodes 346 amino acids. The transcript is spliced from 9 exons. Gene Ontology annotation, biological process: phospholipid transport. Gene Ontology annotation, cellular component: cytoplasm. Lineage: Eukaryota; Metazoa; Chordata; Actinopteri; Syngnathiformes; Syngnathidae.